GGUUUCUGUUUCUUCAUAACGCAUAUAGUUUCAGACCAAUGCUUACGGGGCGAGUUCUAACUGGCCUACGUGGUGGAAACCGGUCGCUAUUAACACUCUCUCUCCUCUUUCCCUCGCUUCCUCUCUAUACCAUAGUACUCUGCUUUUUUUUUCUCUUACUCUCUGGCAAUGCAUGAUCUUCUAUCGGAUUAGAGAAGAAGAAUAAGAAGAAUGCUGGAAACUGUGGAUAGCUCAGGAGUCAUUAAUGGUGGAUUUCGUCAAGUACAGAGCUUUUGCGGAGUGAGCAGUAGCGAAGAGGAGUUAUCGGUGCUGCCGCGUCAUACGAAAGUGGUGGUAACCGGAAACAACCGUACUAAAUCGGUGCUUGUUGGUCUUCAAGGUGUUGUCAAAAAAGCUGUCGGCCUCGGUGGUUGGCAUUGGCUGGUGUUGACAAAUGGAAUAGAAGUAAAGCUGCAGAGGAAUGCGCUUAGUGUCCUUGAAGCUCCUACUGGAAACGAAGAUGACGAUGAUCUUGAUUUCGAUCACACACACAUGAAUAGUUCUGACAUGAUUUUCUCUUUUCCAGCAUCUGAAGACACACUGAAGCCUCAUAAGGUGAAGCAAAGAGGUCAGAGAACAUCUCGGUCAUCUCACAAGUCCUUGAGCAGGUGUCUGUCAUCUGACUCCCAAUCUAAAAACUCAUGUUUUACUCCCCCUGAAAACAUGAAAGUUGAUCUUAGCAAACUAGAAAUGCCUGCUUUGCUGAAAUACUGGCGACAUUUCAACCUCGUGGAUGCGAUUCCUAAUCCAUCAAAAGAGCAACUAGUUGACAUUGUUCGGAGACACUUUAUUUCUCAGCAAAUGGACGAGCUGCAAGUUAUUGUGGGGUUUGUCCAAGCUGCAAAGAGAAUGAAGAAAGCGUGCAAGUUCCAGUCAGAAGAAGCCAGAAACACUGAUCUUAACUGCAUCAGCUAAAAGAAAAGCCAUUACUUUAUAACAGGUCCUGUAAUUAAUUACAGUAGUGCCGACUUGUUUAACCAUUUGGGGCUUGCUGCUUGCUAGUUUUACUUGUUUAUGGAGAUGUUUGGCUAAGGAGUAGAAUGUUGUUUUCUUCUUGCUUCUGUUGUUUAGCCAUGUAAAUUACCCCAGCAAGAAAACUAAUGACCCUGAAACCACUUACUCUUUUCAAUUGAAAGUAUAUGUUCUGAUC
Molecule: messenger RNA, 1189 nt
Organism: Brassica napus (rape)
Lineage: Eukaryota; Viridiplantae; Streptophyta; Magnoliopsida; Brassicales; Brassicaceae
Exons: 6
Coding region: 211-954 (247 amino acids)
Biological process (GO): regulation of DNA-templated transcription
Cellular component (GO): histone deacetylase complex
Molecular function (GO): transcription coregulator activity; protein binding
Source: RefSeq, a predicted model, not a curated record